This is a messenger RNA of Magnusiomyces paraingens, 585 nucleotides long. RefSeq lists its product as uncharacterized. The transcript has 4 exons. NCBI's taxonomy places the organism in Eukaryota, Fungi, Ascomycota, Dipodascomycetes, Dipodascales, Dipodascaceae. The coding region runs from base 1 to 585 and encodes 194 amino acids. The record is from RefSeq and is a predicted model, not a curated record.
AUGAACAGGUUCCAACUAAAACCAAAAUAUUCUGUGACUUCAACUUUUUACAAUGAUAAUGUUUCAGCUACAGUGAACUAUACUAUCAACAUUGACGGACUUCCCUCAUAUAAUCCAUUAAAGCACUAUACAGGUGUGCCUGAAAGUGGAUUUAAGACAAUUGCAAAGUCACGCCGUCGAAAGAUUUACAGAGAGUAUCUUCCAAUCCUUUACGAAUGUUUAGGCCAUGAUGAAGAUCUCCGAGAAGGACUGUGGCAAACUAUACAGAUUUUUGGUGGGGGUGGUGACAAGAGCACAUGUUACAAACCAGUUGAUAUUGAUGGGCUUGUCAUUGCACCAGUUGCCAUAACCAAUAAAGUCAGCAUGGAAUCUCGUGCGGCGCAAGUCUCAAAAGACAAGCUUUCACAUGCAAUCCGUAUUGACGGGAACGAUAAAUCAAAAGUUUGUGAUACAAUUAUAGUCUCCACACAAAAGAGCUUGCAGCAUGUUAAGCCUGAAGCAUUUGAAGAGCUGAGUGUGGCUUCAGUCAGAGAUAUCUUAGCUACUGAGAUUCCGGAUGAAGAGGUGUUUCAAAUGCUUGUCUAA